Lolium perenne is the source of this 3414-nucleotide messenger RNA. Its product is annotated as KH domain-containing protein HEN4. NCBI's taxonomy places the organism in Eukaryota, Viridiplantae, Streptophyta, Magnoliopsida, Poales, Poaceae. The record is from RefSeq and is a predicted model, not a curated record. Gene Ontology annotation, molecular function: RNA binding.
CCACCUCCACCUCCACUGCCACCCUCCUCGCUUCCGCCGCGGCGUACACCACCGACCAAAAUGGCCGGGGCAAAACCCCACUUUGCACCGCACGCCGCUUACGCCGCCUCCGCCUCCGCCCCCGCCCCCACUGCCGCCCCCGCCUCUGAUUCCAGCUCCAGCGCAAGCGCCGACGCCGGCGCUGACGUCAUCGUCUUCCGCCUCCUCCUGCCCAGGGCCUUUGGCGACGAAGACGCCUUUCACCUCUACGCCGCCAUCGCCCCGCUCCGCCGCAACGCCGCCGCGCUCCAGGUCCGCGUCGAUGCCCUCCAAGGUUACCCCGAAGACUCCGCCAGCCGCGUCGCGGUCGUCCUCGGCCCCACCUCUCCCAGCCGCCGCGUCGAGGCCUCCUCCUCCUCCUCCUCCGGCGAGCCCCUGCAGCUCUCGCCCGUGCAGGAGGCCCUCGUCGCCCUCGUCGACGUCGGCGGGGUCCUACACCGCGUCGUGGGCCGGGGCCCCGAGUUCGUGACAUGCCUGGUCCUGGUCGAGGCCGCCCGACUCGACGACCAAGGGAGGUGGACUCUGAGGGCAAUCACCAGCGAGACUGGCGCUGAGAUUCGCUUCAAAUCGUUGGCAGGGGACGCGAAGCCGAGCCUGCAUUCUCCCGACGAGGUCCUUGAGAUAACUGGAGAUAGAACUACCAUAAGGAAAGCUAUUGUUGCUUUGUCUAGCUAUGUUCAAGGUGAUUUACACGCUGGCACCUUAACAAAUUCUGUUACGACAGCAAGCGCAGAGCUCCCGAGGACAACUUUGGAAGUGCCUGAGACGAAUUUCGGAGCUUUGCACUCAGGGGGGUCCACUCAGUAUGCAAAGAGCAGUAUCCCUAGGAUUGAUAGUCCACAAGGUGUUACUGGAGAUGUCAAAAGUAAACAUCAACAACAGAUUUCGUUUAGACUUCUCUGUCAUGUCAAUCUUGCUGGAGGUUUGAUUGGCACGAAGGGCCUGCUUAUCAAAAGCUUUGAAUCCGAAACUGGAGCUUCGAUUGACGUCGGUAAUCCUUACAGUGGUUGCACGGAACGUGUGAUAACAAUCUCUGCCCUAGAGAGUCCAGGACCAUACUCCACAGUGCAGAGGGCAAUGCUUUGUAUCUUCGAAAGAAUGGAGGAGGUGGAAAGAAAUGGGCACUCUACAUUCGGCAAGCCAGGGUACUCAACCAGGGUGCUUGUGCCCAAAAGCCAAUUUUAUUGGUUAGUUGGUUUAGGUGGUGCGGUAAUCCAGGAAAUUGUGAAGUCAACAGGAGCAGGAAUUGAGAUAAUGGAUGAGGCAGAUGUUCCAGCUUGUGCCUCACACUGUGAACGUGUUCUGCAGAUCACUGGGGAAUUAGUGGAUGUCAGAAAGGCUUUAAUAGUUCUUAGUGACAAACUUCGUGAUUAUGCUUUCUCUUCUAAGAGCACCAAGUACGAUGAUGCUAAUGCUACAUCUUCAGAUAUUACUGAAUCAACUCCAAGCAGACAGGUCAAAAUUUUUUCAACCAGCUACAGUUCAACUGUGAAUUUCCCAAUGAUUGAUCAUGGGCCCUCUUUAAAUCAAAUGAACUCAGUAGAGAACUCCUUCUGUGCCUUCCACUUGGGAUCUCCUGGUUCUUCAGAACUUGAGAAAUCUGCUAAUGCGAAUGACGUUGGUAUCAUGAAAUCAAAAAAUGCGGUACAGAAAUCUGCUGGCGGGAGUGGUGCUAUUACUAUCACUGGGGUGCAGAAACCUGCUGAUGGGAGUGGUGACAGAAUUAAUAACUCAUGUAUCGGGAUUACAUCUCCAGAGGACAACAAAUUUUCGAGUCACCAGAGAAUCAAGGAUCCUGUUGUAAUUAGAAUGACAUACGAGGUUGCUGCUUGUCAGAGGGUUUUAUGUAUUCUCUAUGGAGAUGACGGAUACUACCUGGCCCAGCUCAGACAGAUCUCUGGUGCAGACAUUACCGUUUACGAUCCACCUCCAGAGACCAGUGAUGGUAGCAUUAUUGUGAUAUCUGGAACGCCAGAUCAGGCGCAAUUAGCCCUGGCUGCACUCAUUGACCUGACCAAGAAAAUGACGUCAUCAUCAUCAGAUCCCCAAGCUUGAGCACAGAGUCUGCUAACUUUGUGAUCAUAAUUUUUGAGGAAUGAAGAUGCUAAAUUUGUGUGAUGCCAAUAGAUAUUACUGGCGUAAACUUGCUAUAUUUUAUAUGUAAAUGUGCCUGGUGGCGAGGGGGGAUAUCUGGAAUCACGUGGCAGAGUGGUCUCUGACAUGCGUUUUGACAACGACUAUUUUUCGUCUCGUCACCUGUUACGUACUUGCAUGUGGAGCUUGCCUCUUUGCAACAGUUUAUUUUUGUCGUCUAGAGUUUUCGGUGUCCUUGCGCUUGCACAGUUGCACUCACAGUAUUUUUGAAGUACUCAAAGAAUACUUUAGAUUCUAAAAAAUACUGAAGUGUUAAAUGCUUCAGGAUGUUUGGAUCCAACAGUACUAUGGUUUAAAAACACCUUUCCUAAAUUUCAGCUAGCUGAAAUCACAAUUCGUGUCAAGUCAGAUCGCUUCCCGCUCGUUUCUGAACUAUGGCACGGAUCUCGUCGUGCACUUGUCUCCCCACCGUUUUUGUGAUCCUGGUUUUGUUAGUUGGUCCGGUUUUUUCCUGGUCUCUCUUGUCGGCAGCUAUUCCCUUCAUGUUCCGUCUCCCCUUAUCUCUUUCAGGGGAGAGAGAGUGUCAGUCGGGGUGGUGGUGAGCUCUCUCAUGGCGGAGGGAUGGGGUUCUCCCGCUGGGGGAAGGUGAAAUCGGUGAAGACCGACGGAGCGAGCAACCGGGAGGAAUCCGCUCGCUCUCUCAUCCACAUGUUUUAUCGCUGUCUGGGUGUGCGAAGAAGAAUGGGUUUGCGUGGAGGCUGGGGAGCUUGAUUCCUCCAUGCCGAAACUUCGAGCAAGGACCACUGUUUCGAGGCGGUGGUAUGAGGCAGCUUCCCUGGGCGGAAGUGUACCUUUCUUCUUCCUUUGCGUCCCUUUCUAAUCUCGGAUGCAUGCCCCCGUGAUAUUUUCCCCCAAUUUUUUCUACUGUUUUUAGGCCAUGCUUGCGACUGCAGCUGCUAGGCGUGUUGCGAGGUUCAGUUAAGAAGUUCGGUUUAGAAGGAAUGUUCUUCAAUACGACAGUGAUUGUAGUGCUAGUUUCUAAUAUGUACACUUGCAUCACCUCAGCCAGUGUAUAUUUAUAUGAAAAUUCCGUUCUCCUCUUCCUCGCCCAGUUACGCGGACAAAAGACUUGUUUGAGAAGUACCCAGUUGUUCACUUACAGGAGAUAGAGCAGUUUCAGUACAUGAAAAAAUGUACUUUCAUUUGGUUUAUUUCCUUUCGUAUAAGAACAAAGACUGUGAUCAGUUUACCUUUCUAUGUGAUGCCGUGAGCAUCUGAAGA